This is a messenger RNA of Chrysemys picta bellii (western painted turtle), 1131 nucleotides long. The record is from RefSeq and is a predicted model, not a curated record. Lineage: Eukaryota; Metazoa; Chordata; Testudines; Emydidae.
CCAGCAUGGAGAAGUGAUGAUUUACUGAAUGACUCGUUUGCAGUAGGCAUCGCACUGGCUGAGUUAGACAACAUGAGCUCUUCGGAGCAGCUGGUAGUGAAAUGUGCGGCUAUCAUCGGGCUGACUUUCACGACUGAGCUGCUGCUCCACAUCAUUCCCGAAUGGACCAAGAGGAAGAUGAAUCAGAUGCUUGCAGCCCUGGUGGAUUCCCACAUCUUCAAGUGUUUUAAUAAAAGAAAGGACUCCCAGAAAGCACAAUCACAGGAUAUGCCCUCCACAGAGUUACUUGUUUGCCCCGGGACAGUGAGACCAAUUGGACAAGACUCAGGGAUGGAGAGAAAAGCUGUGACAGCCGAGGCUUCCCUAACAAGCACAUGCUCCCCUGAAAGUGUCCAGAGGACAAGUGAAGAUAAAACGUCCCAUCAGAUACAGAACUCACAGUAACCUGGAGGGAACGAGGCAAGACCACCACACUCAAACCCAGGGAGCUGCGGAGAGAAAGAGGGGUGAAAAAGGAAGUGGCUGAGAGGGAGAGAGAUUGAGUGAAAUAGUAUGGGUGAAGGUAUGAGACAGAGCACAAAAAAGAAAAUGAAAGAGGCAGGUAAAGUAUUGGUAUGGAGAGUGGAGAAGGAUUCAGGGGCAGUGUAGUACUAGUAGCACAUACUCACCUAGUGGGCACCCCUCAUGCUGCCUUGCACAGGGUCCUUGUCUCUGGCCUCACCUACUGGGCUCACUUCCUGCCCUUCAAUGGCCUUUCUCAGGCUUCCUCUUCGCCCCUUCUGGGUACGCUGUGGCAUGGCCAUCUGACCAAGGCACAUGGAAAUUUAAACCCCUUUCAGGGAUAACAUGAAGAAGUCCAAAUGAAAGUCCAAUCAGAUCUUCAAACUAAUACCUCUUCUGCAGCCUCAGGAUCCACUGUAGUUCCCUUGCUGGCCCUGCCUCAGGACUUCUCCUGCAGAGGCCUAACCCACUCCUGUAGAGUUCUUCCUCUGGUGCUUCCUGUCUGUUAACCCUGCUGCUAGGGCUUUGCUUGAUCAGAAACCGGUGGCCACUGUAGUCUGUCCCCACCUGAGCACCCUUGCUCUGCUUCCUCUGGCCAGGAGGCAAUUAGUUAAUCACUCCCAAGUUUGG